ACGGGUCCAUAACGACCUGAGAGCGAGCGCGGAAAGAGGAAGAAGGACACGAGUCGUGAUUCGACCGCCGCCUGUUUAAACGCGCAUCUGUUGAUUCCCUGGUGAAAAACAAACAAACUACAGAAAGCUUCCCAUUUUCUGAAUUUUAAUCGAAGCCAGGUGCUGAGGUUGAAAUUUCGGAAAUGACGGACGCGAUAUUACCGAACGGAUGCAAGAGCAACGGAGUGGGAGAGAAUGACUACUUCCGAAAGGGCUGUAACCCUCUGGCUCAGACCGGCCGCAGCAAACUUCAGACCGAGAGAGCGAGCCUCAAUCAGCAGAUCAUCAAAGAGAUGAGACUGAGAGCGGGGGCUGAGAAUCUGCUCAAGGCCACAGUCAACAAUAAAGUCCGAGACAUGGUGAUGCUGGAGCUGAGUUAUGUAAAUUCCAAUCUGCAGCUUCUUAUGGAGCAGUUGGAAGGUCUGAACAGUUCGGUAGAGGUUUACCAGAAUGUACAAGAUUCAGCCAUUAUCCCUCUCAUUCCUUUGGGUCUGAAGGAGACGAAAGACGUGGACUUUUCUGUACCCUUCAAGGAUUUCAUCCUUGAGCAUUACAGUGAGGACGGCACACGAUUUCAGGAUGAAAUUGAUGAUCUGAUGGACAUCAGAAAGGCAUGCCGCACUCCAAGCCGUAAUGACGCAGGAGUGGAACUGCUCGCCAGCUACUUCAGCCAGCUCUCACUCCUGGAGAGUCGCUUCUCCUCCCCGAACCGCCAGCUGGGCAUCUUCUUCACAUGGUACGACUCUUUUACUGGCGUACCAGUGUGCCAACAGAACAUAUCCCUGGAAAAGGCCAGCAUCCUGUUCAACAUGGCCGCCCUGUACACCCAGAUCGCCACACGCAGCGACAGACACACACAGGCUGGCCUAGAGGACGCCAUCAGCACCUUGCAAAAAUCAGCCGGUGUGCUUAAUUACCUGAAGGAGACCUUUACACACACUCCCAGCUACGAUAUGAGCCCGGCCAUGUUGAAUUUGCUGAUAAAGAUGAUGUUGGCUCAGGCUCAAGAGUGCGUGUUUGAGAAGAUUACUCUCCCUGGAAUCCGUAAUGAGUUCUUCAGCCUGCUCAGGAUGGCACAGGAAGCUGCCAAGGUUGCAGAAGUGUAUGAACAGGUCCACCAGACCAUGAUCCAGCCCCCUGUUAAGGACAAUGUGCCCUUUUUCUGGUCCACCAUGGCGCAAGUCAAGGCCCAUCACUAUCAUGGCCUCGGCCAUUACUUCAUUUCCACCUCCCUGCUGGACCAUGAGUUAACCCUCAGCGAUGAUGAAGAUAAGCAAGAGAAAGCCCUCUCUCAGGUGUAUGACACAAUGCCCGAUGGACGCUCUCCCCUCGAGAUCCUGCGCAAGAAACAGGAGCGGCGUCACAUAGGUAAGGCUCACCUGAAGCGUGCAAUAAUAAACCAAGAGGACGCAUUGCGUAACCAGAGCCUGUGCCCUCACCUCCGCAAGCUGGACAUGCUCAAUACCAUUCUUGAAGCAAGCCACAAGCGCUCACUUGCAAAAUUUGAGCAAAAUGACAACGAAGAUGAGUUCACCGAUUACAUGGAGGCACCAGACAUCAUCUCUAAAACUGAGCAGAAAGCAGAAAUGGAGGUUCCUGCCACCACUAAGGUGAAAGUCAAAGACUUGUUCCACCGACUGGGGCCGUUGUCAAUAUUCUCAGCUAAACAGAAGUGGACGGCACCACGUACACUUAGAAUAAAGCCUGAGGAUCGAGACCUGGGGUUUACGCUGAAGGGGGAUGCACCUGUCCAGAUCCAAUCACUAGACCCCCUAUGUCCGGCAGCUGUGGAUGGCCUGAAAGAGGGUGAUUACUUGGUUGCCGUUGGCGAUACCGACUGUAAAUGGAUGGGUGUGAGCGAUGUCAUGAAGCUGUUAAAGGAUGUGGAUGAGGAAGGCGUCGACAUAAAAGUCAUUAGCUUGUUGGACAGCAGCAUCCAGGCCAUGCCACCAAAAAGUGCCACAUUCUCAGGAGGCCUUCCAAAAACCUACUCUAUGAUCUGCCUGGCUGAGAACGACAACGGGAAACAUUCGAAAGCACGAAAAGUCACCAAGAAGACGUCGUUUCUCAGCUGGGGGCUAAAGAACAAGCAUAAGAGCGCCAGCACUCUCAGCCUCCCCACAGUUGAUAGUAAACCCUCCAUCCCCAGGUCUUUUAAUGACAGUUCCCUCUACUGAAGACACGGACACAGUGGACACUGACCUGCUGAUUGUGGCACAGGGCUCUCAGGCACGCGUACAAAGUCGAACAAUCAGUGGUAAAGUAGUGAAGGAGGGGGGAAAAGAGACUUUUGCGCACAGUUCUUUAAAACCUUUGAGAAACCCCUGGAUGUUUUAUAGGUUACAUAGUCAAGUUGUUCUGCCCGCAUAGAUAACACACUUCAAGGAGCUCAUUUGUUUGGACAUCUGUGCAUACAUAAAUGUGUUGUAUAUCUGGUACAGUAUAUCGCCUGUCUGUGCCAUUCGUGUGGGAAAUCUACAGGGAAAUGCACAGCUAUUCUGUGAUCUUGCCAGUGAGGAAAAAUGAAGAACCCCGUGCUUUUACCAAUCACAAACAUUCAACUGCUGCUGCUGUAAAUAUUCUUUUUUUUUUUUCACUGUUUUUCUAUCAAAGAGUCUGUGAUUAUCAAGUCAAGAAGUUAUUUACUUAGGUUAAAUGCCCACGGUUCCACAGGAACACACUGAAGGAAACAGUAAAAGAUACAGGAAAUAUUUGAAGUAACACUAACCUUUGGAAUAUUUUGGAGCAUUUUUUUUUUUUAAGUAAAUGUUAUAUCAGAGUGUUAAGUUUGUGUAAUGUGAAUGUUCAGUGGGUGGUUUAUGUAUUAUGUUACUGUACCAGUUCAGUGCUUCUCUCUGUGUAUUAUACAACAUGCUUCAUUGUUCAUUUAGAUAGAAGAUGGGAGGUUGGGUCGUGCCUGGACUCUGGUGUAGCUUGAGUUCAAAAUGUUGCCAAUCUCAAGUGUGAUGGAUUUAAGAAGAACCUCAUUCAGUAUAGAGAGACUAUUAUUCUUAAUAUUAUUUUAUGUAGGCUAUUUUCUAACACCUUCUAAAGUGUUGGACGUACUUCACUGUCUACAACGUAGAUACUUGUACACAUUUGAUAAUCAAAUAAAUAAAAUGCACAUAGAGAAAAUGAUCUAUAAAUAUAAGUAUGUAUUUCUUUAACAUAUUUAGCGAUAUAGUCCCACUGUGGCCUUGUUGCACAUAGGUGAUGUCAUAGGUGAGCAGUUGAACUAUUAUUAUUUUAAAUUAUAUAUACAAAUGUAAAAUGGUCAUUUAAAGUCUGUGUUACGUAUUUGAUGAACUUCUCUAUUCUUUAAAUGGCCCUUUUAGUGUUUUCUUUCUUUCUUUUUCCAUUGUAUUCCGAUCCUUAUGUGUGUUUGUGUACAUGUCUGUCUCUGUGUGUGUUGAUUGUCACUUUUUAAGUCUUUAAACUGACUUUCUCCUGAGUAACGUUUUAUACAUCUCAUUUUCUUUGCGAAAACCAGAGCUGCAAUAUCUAGGCUUGUUUUUUUUUUUUUAAGCACAUGUAAUAUUGGGAUUUUAAUAAAAAUAAAAAUUUGUGAAAUUGGAUGACAUUUAAAGGUUGAUUGUGGCUCCUUGAUUAUGGCUAUAAUAGCACACUAUUUUAAAAAGGUAUAUUUAUAUUUAUAUAUUCUGGGUCAAUUAAUUAACGUAUUAGUGAAGUUAAACGAGCCUAUAAAGUUACAUUUUCUCUGUGAUCUAGAUUUGCUGUUCAGUUUCUGUUGCACGCUACUGUUUGUUCUGAGUGGAAAUGUUGAAAUGAGGCUUAUUGGGUGAUUUUUUUUUUUUUUUUUUUCCUCUUUUGUCACUUUGUUGUAUACAAACCUGGAUUAAAAAU
Clarias gariepinus (North African catfish) is the source of this 3903-nucleotide messenger RNA. RefSeq names its product rhophilin, Rho GTPase binding protein 2 (gene rhpn2). The transcript has 15 exons. The record is from RefSeq and is a predicted model, not a curated record. NCBI's taxonomy places the organism in Eukaryota, Metazoa, Chordata, Actinopteri, Siluriformes, Clariidae. Gene Ontology annotation, biological process: negative regulation of stress fiber assembly; signal transduction. Bases 183 to 2216 code for a protein of 677 amino acids. Gene Ontology annotation, molecular function: protein binding.